UUGCUUCGAUACUUCCCAUAAUUUCGCCAUAUAUAAUCAUCCUGAGAAACAACAUCUAUAGACGCUUGUGUUUCAUACAUAACUAUAUAAUACCCAACCAGCCUCCUAUAUUUUAGCUCAAUGCAUAUCUCCCCGAGCUAAAUCGCUUACAUCCUGAAGUGACGCUGGCUUUCCUGAUAUUGCAGGCUCUCCACCACCAAGCCAGACGAGUGUUACACUUGGUAUCGAAUCAGAUAUGGCCGUGACUCCAGACAUAACUCAUCAGCCUCGAUCGGCCCCGAUAACACUAGAGAAUAGUGGCACUAGACGGCACGAGAUUUUAAACGGAAACAUCCAAUGUCAGGACAGCAAUUCUAGCUCUGAUUCUCGGGGCGAAAUACCUAGGGCUUCUGUAGGAAAUGGAGCUCAUAAAUUACAAAGUGAACCAGAGAUGAUGCCUUCGCAUAAUCACAUACUAUCCGCAGCUGCAAAGAGUUCCACCAAUACUUCUGGUGAACCUGGGAAAAUUAAAAAGAUGGGCAUUCGCUGGGCACCGCUAAAUAUUGGUCUGGAACGUCGCCUUCAAACAUUUGUGGUAUUGUGUCAUACUUUGACUAUCGCCAUUUUUCUUACCAGCUUCUUUUUCGCAUGUGCUAUACCAUUAUCAUGGCCUAUUCUCUUGCCUUAUCUAAUUUAUAUAUCGCUCUUCUCAACGGCUGCUACGUCUGGGACCCUAAGUGGCAGGAGCAAUUACUUGCGAUCUUUACGCAUCUGGUCAGUUUAUGCGUCUUACUUCCCGGCCCGUUUACAUCGAUCUGAACGUCUUUUGCCAACACGGAAAUAUAUAUUUGGGUACCACCCCCAUGGAAUCAUCUCACAUGGCGCUUUUGCGGCCUUCGCGACUGAGGCGCUGGGUUUCUCUAAGCUCUUCCCAGGAAUCACAAAUACAUUGCUUACCCUCGACUCUAAUUUUCGGAUUCCUUUCUAUCGGGAGUAUGCUCUUGCGAUGGGCGUUGCUAGUGUCUCGCGUGAGUCAUGUGAGAAUCUUCUUACUAAAGGUGGCACCGACGGCGAAGGCAUGGGGCGUGCUAUCACUAUUGUUAUUGGUGGCGCCCGCGAAUCCCUCGAUGCCUUACCACACACGCUUCGUCUUGUACUUAGGAGACGAAAGGGCUUUAUAAAGCUUGCGAUUCGUACUGGUGCAGACCUUGUCCCAGUGCUAGCAUUCGGCGAGAAUGAUCUGUAUGAACAAGUGCGUUCGGACCAACACCCCCUGAUACACAAAUUUCAAAUGCUCAUAAAGCAUACUAUGGGUUUCACAAUACCCUUGUUUCAUGCUCGUGGGGUCUUUAAUUAUGAUGUGGGUUUAAUGCCUUACCGUCGCCCAUUGAACAUUGUUGUCGGCUGUCCCAUUCAAGUCAUUCAGCAGCAAAAUAGAGAUAAGAUCGAUGACGAUUAUAUCGAUUAUCUGCAUGCUAAGUAUGUUCAGGAACUAGCAAGAUUAUGGGAGCAAUGGAAAGAUGUUUAUGCGAAGGAUAGGACUUCUGAACUCGAGAUCGUUGCGUGAUAUGACUCUUCUAGUGCAGCAUCACUCAAUCUUUCUCUCACACGCGUUAUAAUUAUGCAUUUUAACCCAUAACACCGCAGAAGAAAGAAAUGAGGGAGUGGAUGUUUGUUCUGUGAAAGUGACAUAGUCAAGAGAAACUUGACUCAUUAUCAUAGGUCGAAAAUGUAUCUGUGUUCAUGCAAGAUUUUCUCAAGCUGCGUAUCUUAGAAAUAUGAAGCAAUGUAUAUAUUUGCCUCGACUAGUCCGGCAUUAUCAACAGCAGCCAUUCAUAGGACGGCCAUAAGGAAGAGCUUGCUGUGCGUGAAGUACGAAGAUGGCUGGGCAAUGACACCACACGAUUGUAUUUAAAGUGCUCUUAUUGCGUUCUGAGCCUCUCAAUUAAUGAUGCUGAAGCAAGUGUACAUAUUGACUAUUUCCUUCCAACCUGCAAUAAAUGAUAUAUCGUAAGGGCAAACACCAAACAACGGAAAUAGCAGCCUGGGUAUCUGA
Aspergillus pseudonomiae is the source of this 2035-nucleotide messenger RNA. Its product is annotated as diacylglycerol acyltransferase type 2A. The transcript has 2 exons. Bases 236 to 1546 code for a protein of 436 amino acids. Lineage: Eukaryota; Fungi; Ascomycota; Eurotiomycetes; Eurotiales; Aspergillaceae. Gene Ontology annotation, molecular function: diacylglycerol O-acyltransferase activity. The record is from RefSeq and is a predicted model, not a curated record. Gene Ontology annotation, cellular component: endoplasmic reticulum membrane. Gene Ontology annotation, biological process: triglyceride biosynthetic process.